CAACGCGCGUCGCAACACGGGCAGCCGCCACCGACCGACCGGCUACCGCCCCCUUCCAGGCUCGUCCAGCAGGAAGGACAUCGCGCAUCGCGAGUUUCAAACUUUUUACUCCACACAAAAAAUCAAACGCGCUUAAAAUCAAAUUUACACUCAUUCUCCAAACGAAGAAAAAAAUGUUACCCAGAAAAGUUUUGCGAAAACUUGAAAAGUUUUAACAUGCGAUUAGACUUAAGAAAACUGCCAUAUAAACAAAUAAACUAAACUAAUAUUUAUACCGUCAAUAUCAAAAUAUAUAAAAAUUGUAACAUUUACAAAAAAAAAACUUAAAAGAUAAGUAAAUUAGUGUGUAAUAAGUGUUUUAAGUGUUAGCGAGAAAAUAUUUAUAAAAAAGGUGUGUGCAUGUGUGAUGCACGAGUGAAGAUGAGUUCGGUGGUGUUCUUCGUGAUGCUCUUGGUUGCGGCGGCGGUGAGCGGCGGGCCGGCGUGGAAAGACCAGAGUGUGCAACGCGGUGGAGGCAUCAAACUAGGAGGCGGAGGCGGUGACCAAACCGCCGGAUCUUCAUCAAGUGGGACUCAACGCGGCAGUGGGUUGCGUCUCGGCGUUGGCACUCGGGGUUCCACACGCACAACAACGACAACUGCUGCGCCGGAUGACGAGGAACAAAUUCAAACACCUUCGGCACCGACCGCCUACGGCCUGCCGCGUCUUCACGUCGGGAUGGUGGUACCCUAUAAGUCGUUUGGUACUCGUGAAUAUACCAAAGCAGUGACAUCCGCAAAAUACGCUCUUCAGAGAAAGUUUCCGAUGCUUUUCAAAAAAUACGAUCUGCAUGUGCAUAUUGUCAUGAAGGAGAUGACACCAAGUCCAACAGCAAUUCUAAAAUCGCUCUGCCAAGAGUUUCUAUCCUUCAACGUGUCCGCCAUCUUGUACCUGAUGAACUACGAACAAUACGGACGCAGCACUGCAUCUGCUCAGUACUUCCUGCAAUUGGCAGGUUACCUAGGCAUACCGGUGAUAGCGUGGAACGCUGAUAAUUCCGGUUUGGAAAGACGCGCAUCUCAAUCUUCACUGCAACUGCAACUAGCGCCAUCUUUAGAACAUCAAACCGCAGCCAUGUUGAGCAUCUUAGAACGCUACAAAUGGCAUCAAUUCUCCGUCGUUACAAGCCUCAUCGCCGGUCACGAUGACUUCAUCCAAGCUGUGCGUGAACGUGUUUCAGCAAUGCAGGAUCGUUUUAAAUUUACGAUUCUAAACGCGGUGCUGGUGGCGAAGAACGGCGACCUGGCUGCGUUGGUCGACAGCGAGGCGAGAGUGAUGUUGCUGUACUGCACACGUGAGGAGGCCAUCGACAUUCUCACCGCCGCCAGGGAUUUUAAGCUCACCGGCGAAAACUACGUGUGGGUGGUGACGCAGAGCGUAAUCGAGAAUCCCCUUCAAGCGCCAAAUCAAUUUCCCAUCGGUAUGCUAGGUGUACAUUUUGACACAUCUAGUUCGAGCCUCGUCAACGAGAUAACAACUGCUAUCAAAGUGUACGCCUACGGUGUCGAAGACUACACCAACGAUCCGAAGAAUCAUGGACGAUCGUUGAACACACAAUUGAGUUGCGAGGGUGCUGGUGCAGCACGAUGGGACACCGGCGAUCGCUUCUACAAAUAUCUGCGCAAUGUCAGCGUGGAAGCUGAUACCGGAAAGCCGAACGUCGAAUUCACUCAGGACGGCGUUUUGAGGGCGUCGGAGUUGAAAAUCAUGAAUUUACGCCCUGGCGUAAGCAAACAACUCGUCUGGGAAGAGAUCGGUGCUUGGAAAUCGUGGCAGCGAGAAGGACUCGACAUCAAGGACAUUGUCUGGCCUGGCAAUAGCCACACGCCGCCGCAGGGCGUUCCCGAGAAAUUCCACCUGAAGAUCACUUUUCUCGAGGAGCCGCCGUACAUCAAUCUUGCGCCGCCCGAUCCUGUCACCGGCAAGUGCACCAUGGAUCGAGGCGUCCUCUGUCGGGUAGCUACGGAUAAAGAAAUCAAGGAGGUGGAUAUGUCACAGGCGCACCGCAAUGAAAGUUUCUACCAGUGUUGCUCGGGUUUCUGCAUCGAUCUCCUGGAGAAGUUCUCCGAGGAGCUGGGUUUUACCUAUGAACUGGUGCGUGUUGAAGAUGGCCGCUGGGGCACCAAUACAAAUGGGAAGUGGAACGGUCUCAUCGCGGAUUUGGUCAAUCGCAAAACGGAUAUGGUGAUGACUUCGCUAAUGAUCAACUCGGAACGCGAAGCAGUCGUUGAUUUCAGCGUUCCUUUUAUGGAAACAGGCAUUGCCAUUGUAGUUGCUAAGCGAACUGGCAUUAUUUCGCCGACUGCUUUUCUGGAACCUUUUGACGCCGCUUCUUGGAUGUUGGUCGGCAUUGUGGCCAUCCAGGCAGCGACCUUUAUGAUUUUCCUCUUCGAAUGGCUCUCACCCAGUGGAUUCGACAUGAAACUGUCGUUAAAUCAGAAUACGCCAUCGGCAUCACAUCGGUUUUCACUCUUCCGGACCUAUUGGCUGGUGUGGGCUGUUCUCUUUCAAGCCGCUGUACAUGUUGACUCGCCACGUGGUUUCACUGCACGGUUCAUGACUAACGUGUGGGCCAUGUUUGCUGUCGUCUUUCUUGCCAUCUACACUGCCAACCUCGCCGCGUUCAUGAUCACCAGAGAAGAAUAUUUUGAGUUCUCAGGUGUGGACGAUAGUCGUUUAUCUCGGCCGUUUUCACAUAAACCGUUAAUAAAAUUCGGUACAAUCCCCUGGUCACAUACCGAUUCAACUAUUUCGAAGUAUUUCAAAGAAAUGCACAACUAUAUGAGCAAAUACAACAAGACCACAGGUAAAGGUGUUGAUGCUGUUCUUACUGGUGAAAUGGAUGCGUUUAUCUAUGAUGGCACCGUCCUAGACUACCUCACCGCACAGGACGAGGACUGCCGUUUGCUCACAGUGGGCUCAUGGUAUGCCAUGACCGGAUACGGGCUUGCUUUCCCUCGAAAUUCCAAAUACAUCAAGAUGUUCAACAAAAAGAUGCUUGACUUUCGAGAAAACGGCGACCUUGAACGCCUGCGUCGUUACUGGAUGACCGGCACAUGUAAACCGGGUGAGGAAGUUAAAACAUCCGACCCGCUCGCCCUGGAACAGUUCUUGUCCGCUUUCCUGCUUUUAAUGGCGGGUAUACUCUUGGCUGCGUUGUUGCUACUCUUGGAACAGCUAUAUUUCAAAUACGUGAGGAAACACCUAGCGAAAACAGACCGAGGAGGGUGUUGCGCGCUAAUAAGUUUAUCGAUGGGGAAAAGUUUGACUUUCCGUGGGGCGGUUGAGGCGCAGGAUAUUUUGAGGAAUCAUCGAUGUCGCGAUCCGAUUUGCGACACGCACCUGUGGAAGGUUAAGAGGGAGCUGGAUAUUUCGCAGAUGCGUUGUAAACAGCUGGAAAAGGAGCUGGAGUCGCACGGACUGAAACCACCGCCAGCUUGUAAACGGCAGCGUCCGCCACGCCGCCCCACCUGCCUCACGGCCUGUCUUGGCCCGCCCCAUUCGCCUGACGUCAUCGUGUCUGGCGAGCAGGCGCGCGCGCGUCUUCGCGGCCUCGCCUCCGACAACGUCGGCAGCACCGACGAUCUUAAACAGCGAACGGAGAUAGCGGAAAUGGAGACAGUGCUGUGAUGGAGCCCGAUAGUUUCUCGCGACGCGGUGGUCGCAUCGACAAAGUGCAGCAGCACCAACUCGAUGGUAGACGUGGUGCGGUUGCGUGCCAGUACGACACCGACGUCGCCAUCGACGUUGAGCGCACCAGGCGACGGUUUCGGUGAGUUAGGCACAGGUGCAAAAUCAGCGCCGGCGUCACCACGCCAUCGUAAACCACAGGCGGUCGCGCCUGCUGAAACGGUGACGACGGCGGCGGCGAUGCACCGCCUACGCUUACGCAUUGGGCGCAAACUUGCCACCGAAAGUUACCAUCACUACUACGACGUCGAUAACUACUAUCUACGCGACAAGCGGCGCGACGUCCGCCUGCCGCCGAUCGAGAAACUCUUCUGACUGACGCUCGCACGCUAGUGUCACGCCACACGCAAGAACACCAUCGAACACACGCACCCCGAUAGACAUAAACUAUGCCUAAUCAGUUUUAUCACGAAACAGACUGUAAAUAUCACUAAAUAAUAACCGUAAACUCAUGAAAACGUUCAUGGGGGAAAUUGACCGUUAAGAACAAGUUAAGUACUUUAUUUAAUUUCCAACAGAUGGCGUUAUUUGAUGAUUUUCUGACGAUUCUAGCAUACAUCGUAAAUAUCGGCCGUAUCAUAACCAUAAAUGUGUACCGUACUUUACUUUCUUUUUAGUUGCUACGUGAAAUUGCAAAACUUCGUUGUUUUUUUUUGCUUUUAUUGCAACUAGGCUCAAGAUUUUAUUACACCUUCAUAAAUUUAUUACGUAGAAGAAAGUUUGAAGGCAAAUAAUGAAUAACAAGCAGUAAUAAAAGCGAGUAACGCCAUCUGUAUAUUUGAAUUUCAAAUUAAACGACAUUAAUAAUAAUGAUGACAAAAGUUUCAGCUGUGUUUAACGAACCAUAGGGAACUCAAUAAAUUAAACUUAUGACCCGCCACAAAACGGUUUGCCAAAUAGUUUCAUAGUCGAAACAAUUGCCAAACAAAUGAUAUAAGUAAAACAUAACCCCUCAUAGAGACUACAAAUGAGGAAAAAAUCUAUGAUAUACAUAUAAAUACCAUAUACGUUUAUACAUAUUGUUGUUGCUAUAAAAUAAAAUAACAAAAAGAAAGCAAAACGAAAAACCCAAGCCAAAAAAAAUGAAGAUAAUGAUGAGAAAAUGAUAAGACAUACACUGUUGUUGCUGUUUGUUAUAUAAUUGUUGAUGUUAUUCACUGCGCGCGCGCUCAUUAAACGCAUGCCAAAAACAACUAAAACACGUCGGAAAUAAUCCUGUAAGCUAACCUAAAAUAUACUCAAAACAUAAGAUGGCGCAUUUAAAAAAAUUUGAUGAUGAAUUUAAUGAACGCGAAUUAGUUGCGAUUAGUUACGAUUACAAUUACAUGACGUGUCUUAUAUUAUUGUAGAACCAUUGAAAAUGUUAUCAACAAUUUAAAAAAAGAAUUAACUCGUAACAUUACCACGCGAAUAAAGUUUUAUAAAUGUUUUACAUUUUAUUCCUAAGAUGAUUCAAAUGUAUUUUAUUGAGAUUUAUAAAAUUGGUUAGAAAUUUUGUUAUAAAUCGCGCAGUUUUGCCAUUUAGAGAUUAUUAGCGUUUUUAAUCAGUUAGGCUGGACACAUUAAAACAAUUUAAUUGAUUGAAAUGUUUACUAAUCAAUCCUGAUUAGCCAUAACAUGCGCGACCAUACUUAUGUGCACACUCAGGUAACAUAGAUUUAUAAAUUGAAAGCAAAUGAAUGGAAAUACAUGGAAAUACAACAUGACUCAAAUAAGACUUAGCUUUAAUGCGUUUCUGAUUUGUCUGCUUAUAUUCUAAGCGAUUGAUUGGUAAACAUUUCGGUAUAGUCAGUGUAAUUCUCUGUGCUUUGUAAAACAGUUGGAGCAUUGAUGAAGAAGAAAAAAAAAUCAUGAAAUAACACGAAUUAUUUUGGUAUAAGAAAUUUUAUAUAAUAGAACACGAUUGGAAAUCGAUUUAUCGAACUGGGAGAGCAGACAUGUCAAAGUCAUGAGAAUUUCAAACCGAAAAUUGUACAUAGUUAUCACCCUUAGAGUAAAUAUUAAUCAUGACAAAUAAAAUGCUGCCCUUCGAACUCAUCUUCAUUCUAAUAAUAAUUGAAUCAUUAUCAAUGAUUAGUAAAUGUCCGGGCAAGCUGUCAAUCUGUGAAGGAACAGCUUCAAAUGACGCACGACGAUAAAAAAUGAAAAACUUAUGAUUACUAUUAACACAAAGUUGCAUAAAAUGUGUGUUUGCAGGUUUUUUUUAUGAAGUUUUUUCUUUUUUAAAUUUUUUGUGAAAAGCAAAAUCUGUACAAAAGUAGAUUUAUAAGUAUUAUUAAUUAAUAUUAAUUGCCACUUGUUUCCUCAAUUAUUUAUAUAUGAUUGAAUCGUGCCAAAAGUAUGUAUUGCACGAUUGUUUGAAACGAAUUUGAAGGGAGAAAAAGUUUUAAACUGUUCGAAAUUCGAAUGUAAACUA
Dalotia coriaria is the source of this 6145-nucleotide messenger RNA. RefSeq names its product glutamate receptor ionotropic, NMDA 2B-like. Gene Ontology annotation, biological process: monoatomic ion transport. Gene Ontology annotation, cellular component: plasma membrane. Lineage: Eukaryota; Metazoa; Arthropoda; Insecta; Coleoptera; Staphylinidae. Gene Ontology annotation, molecular function: NMDA glutamate receptor activity. The record is from RefSeq and is a predicted model, not a curated record.